Molossus molossus (Pallas's mastiff bat) is the source of this 1965-nucleotide messenger RNA. RefSeq names its product coiled-coil domain containing 81 (gene CCDC81). The coding region runs from base 1 to 1965 and encodes 654 amino acids. The record is from RefSeq and is a predicted model, not a curated record. The transcript is spliced from 15 exons. Lineage: Eukaryota; Metazoa; Chordata; Mammalia; Chiroptera; Molossidae. Gene Ontology annotation, cellular component: centrosome.
AUGCUGGACACCAUCAUCCCUUCGCUGCAGGACCUGGGCAAGAAUGUGUUGCCCACACUGCCCUCGCUGAGUCAGGAGGAAGUCUGUAAUAUUUGGGAGCAUGUAUCAGCAUUUAUAGAACGGCAGCUAUCCCUACACAAGGGGGUUCAGAUUCCAGGACUUGGAACUUUCACUUUCAUGAGACAAAAAAUUGAAGUGGGAAACAGCAGGUUCAUUCUGUUUCAGAGGCCUGUCUUUAUCAUGGCGGAAAAGUUGGUACAGCUCCAUGGACUCAAACAAAACAAAGUGUUUACUCCUGGUGAUAUCCCAAUUAUUCCACUUAAUUUUGUCGUGAUCUCCCUGGAGAGUUUGUUUCACAGGGAUACAGUGGAAGGAUGUGUGAAGGAGACGCUGCUUUUUUUGUCACGAUCUAUUUCCAUCAAACAAAACGUGGAGUUUACGUUCAAAGGAAUCGGGGUCCUGGUGAUCAGAGACGGCAGGGUGAAGAUGAGGUUUUUCAGGGACUUUCUUUGCACAAUGGAUGGAAGUGGGGCUCUGGCAAAAGCCCUAGCAAAUCGGCCUGGCACUGUGGACUCAGUGUUGUCCAGCAGGGAGAACCCCAGGGAGCAGCCUAACAAUGUGCUUGCAUUUCCGAGGCUUGAGCUCAAGGAGAUGGAGAACAAACCACCCAUGGAGACCAUUGUAGAAGAAGGUGGGAAGAAUAAACCAAGGACAUGCAAGUUAAAAAACUGGACAGACAAAGAAGGCAUCAGAGAGAGGUUGUCACCGAAGAAACUUCCAGAUAGAAAAGCUAUCCCCUCUGGCAAAGAGAAAGGGGUCAACUUGCCAAACAGGUUUGAGCAGAGUGGGAGUUGGGGGAAGAAUAUGAAACCCAAAAGCUUAUCAUCUCCACGGUGUCUGAAAAAUGACAAUGAAAUGAAAACUAAAUUUCCCCCAGCCACUGCUUGCCGGGAUCACAAUAAGGCAGGACAGGAGAUGUGUUACGUCUGUUUGCAACGGGCCCAGCGGAAUUCCCCGUUGUACUACAGUGAGGAGAGGAAGAGGAGAGAGACAGAAGAUGAGCGACUCCUACAGCAGUAUCAAAUGUUGAAAGAUCAAGAGACUUUCUUCAAACACCAGAUGAGAAAUCUGGCUAGUAGAGAACAGAAUCAAAAAAAUGCUGCCUAUAAUCUUGGAGUUGCUGAAGCUAUGAGAAUCCACAAGAAUGAGAAACCUGAAUUUUAUAAAUCCUUCCUAUUUGAUAAACGGCCAUUCAGUCCUGAGAUUAAGGCUUUAAAGAGAGAGGAACAUUUCCAAAGUCUCCUGAAACAAAUGGAUAAUAGACGGAAGAAGGAACUAAACCAGAGAGAAAACAAAGAGCUGAUGGAACGCCUGGAGCAAGUGCAGCUCACAGAGGAACUUGCUGCACAAAGAGCCAAAUAUAUAGAAGAUAAGAUGAAAGAAACAGAGUGUUAUAAGAGAGCUUUGGAUGCACAGAUAAAGAACAAAUUCCCCCAGCUGCCCAUAUCUGAGCCAGACUCUUUCGAGCCCAUCUUUGGUGAGAAUGAGGAUGACCUGUGGGUAGAAAAGCGAAAGCGAGAACAGAAUUACAUGAAGCACCAGCUGGAGACAGCUGCUAAGCACAAGAGGAAAGCCAUCCUGGACCAACUGGUGGACCAGAGGCGGGAUUUGCUGAUGCUUCAGAACACACAGAAAGAGCACCUGGCAGAUAGGAAUGCUGAGCUGGAGCGAGUGAACAGGAUGAACCAAAGCUUACAGGAGGACUGGGAACGGAGUGCUGAAAUGAAGAGGCAGCGGGACCUGGAGGAGAAGGCUUUCGAGCGGGCCGCAGACAAGCUGUUCCUGCUGGACCAGUGUGAGAAGUACCAGCGCUGCAAGCAGUGCCAGAGGAGCACCUCCAACGUGGGCCACAGCAACCUGUGGCCACUGAACAAGUACCUGCGGGGGUCCCGGCUGUUUGUGUGA